CUUCCUCUGAUUUGUGCACAAUGGCAUCGUCUUCUUCAUCCUAUGCAGAAGAAUCAAUACCUAGUAGUCCUUAUAGUAGAUUUUUCGCAAACAUAUCCAGUUAUGCCUCUCGACUGCUUUUUGGUGAACAGAAUUCAGUAGACGAAAACGGCAUAGAGGAAGAAUCUGGCGACUUGGUUAAAGGAACCCCUGAAAGCUGGGGAGAGGAAGGUGCUACCGACAAUCUCUUUGUAGUUGACUCCGAAGACGCUGAAGAUGACGAAAGAAGCCUCAAGUUGACACGAGAAAAAGGCCAUGAAUGGAAGGGAACCAGUAACCAGGUUCUUAAACCUGAGAAAACCUUUGUUGCAACUGAAUGUCAAGCAGUUAGACCAGAUAUGGCUUUGGAAAGAUUGAAAUAUCUGGAAAGGAAGGUGGAACAAUUAGAAGCCUCUUAUAUCGCGACCGAGAGGAGACUGCAGCAACUGGAGAAAAAUAUCGAUCUUUUCCCAAACCACUCACGACUUCACCUGAAGCCUUCAUUCAGAGAAGGACUGUGGAGUGAUAAAAUUUUGAAAGGAAUGAGUGUCUGGAGACCAUUCUCCACAAAACGAAAUUCAGCAACUAGAGGAAGUAGUGGAAGUUUUCGUUCUCGUCUGUUGGACGAUAUGAAAAGAGUGCGACACCAUAUUCCUUUGUUACAUUGGUCGUCAGAUGAAGCUCAAGAUAGUUCGUCGUCGGAAAAUUCAAGUGAUAUGCUCCGUAGCUCAUCUAAUCUAUCUUCUUCUUUUGCUGAAGGAGAGAAUGUGUCAGACUCGUCCCACAGGGAUCAAGAAGGUUCUUCUCCGGAUAAAUUUGUCUCGAAAAAUGAAACUAGCAGUGCAAGAGAACUCCAAGCACGUGACUCUUUCAGUUUUCAGAGUUUCUCAACGGCACGAGAGAAGUCCUUGCCUUUGGUCGAUUCUAUGAAAUCUAAAGAGUCGAAAGGCACAUCUCCGAGGAAGAUUCCGGCUGAUAAACAGUUUGAAAAGAAGAAAGCAUUUCAAGCAGUCAGUGAUGAUCCGGCGUACUAUGAUUUGAACUCGUUCCAAUAUGGUAAUUACUUGUUGUGGUCAGGAAAAUUAACAGAUGCAGCAAAAUUUUUUCAAAAGAGAAUAGAAAACAAGUGUGAUUCCUCUUAUAGAGGAUGGCCCGGUCUCGCGCAUCCUCGAGACUUGCUGUUAUAUGCGGAAAGUUACAUGUUAAGGGUAUGGUUUACUGGUAGCAUUCAACAAGCUUCGGAAGCAAGUGAAUUAUUUGAACGUGCAAUUGAAGCUGCUUGGAAUGGUCAAAGAGUGUUAGAACGUGUACUAGAUAAGGAAGUUGUGGCUAAUGAAAGGGAACGUCAGUUGGCAUCCUAUGAUUGGGAAGAUUGCCGUCUUGUUAUUGCAGAUGGAAACUUGUUCAAAAGUAUCAUGUUAGCGUUAGCGGGACAUACUCUCAAGGCUGGCAUUACUUUAAGGAAGGGAUGGAAAGCAUAUGCCUCAGAGUUGGAUAACGUCAUUCAGGAAUUCGAACAGUUUCGAACAUGCUAUGUUUAUACUGAACGAUGGGAAGAAAUGAGAGGAGAGGAAGAGUUCUCAUGUAUUGCGCCAUUAAGGGCCAUUGAAAAGGAGCUAUGUUUGGGUAAAGUCCCUGUAAGGGAAUAUAUUGGUUUGACAGAAGCUUGGAUGUUUGGCUUGGGAUUUUAUUUAUUAUUGGUCUCAUUGGCACCUCCUGGCUAUUACAAGGUUUUGCAAGUACUGGGUUUUCAAGCUAAUCGACCGUUGGGGCUUGCAUUACUAGAAGCAGCAUUCUCAAGAGCAUUGAUAAAGGACUCGCCUACAGUGGAAGGAAUUUCUUGCAAAGUUCCACUUCCAUUGUCUUCUCCUGUCGCAGCACAUGCCAUUGCUUGGGACUUGUUGGAAUUUUAUGCAUUUUCUGCUUCGGAAUAUGAACUUCCGGAAGAGAAGAGGUUGCCACGUGCAAAUAUGGUUUGUCGUCGCUGUAUAGAGCUGUUUCCAGACUCCCCUAUUUGGUUGUGGUUGACUGGAGUUUAUCAAAGAAAAUUGGGGAACUUGGAUAACUGUGUCACGCAACUGAAGGAAAGCGUGGCACAAUUCGAAAAAAAUGAGAAGACAAGUUCUCCAGUGCGACUUUUGGAAUAUGUACGCUAUAUGUACCUACUUCAAGGCGAUUUCGAACAAAUAGAACGAAUUUCACGGCAGUUGUUGCAACAAUGUAAUGAUAGUAUUCCAAUCGGCUCCUAUUUAUUUCUUGGUAUCGUUGAACUGUCCAGAGGGAAUCUGGCAGCGGCAGACUCUAUGUUUCAAAAGGCAAAUACUUUUGUUGCUGGUCGGUCACUCACAGAUUUUGAAGAGUUUUGCCAGUGGAAAGCAGCUGUCUUGAUGCAACGUCAGUUUGCCCGAGUGGUUUCCGCAGAAAUAAUAUGUUGUUCAUUGAUGUAUCAGUCGUUGAAGAAGGACCACAUCCAGCCUUGGAUAGACUGGUUAGUAAAAGAUAAGAAAUGUCUCGAGGAACAGUUGGAGAAGCAUCUUCAAAACAAGAAGAAGAAUGCAUUUUCGGAGGAUGCUUCACCGAAAGUGACAAAUCUCUUUUCCUCUUGGAAAAAGUUAUCCAGAACAAAUAUUUCUACUGCUGUUCGUGGGGACGAAAGAAGUAUUGUGUCGGAGUUGAGCGUAUGCUAUUAUGCUUUGGGUACUUUUUAUCGACUUGUGGGAGACUUGGUCACAGCUGAGGAUUAUUUAACAAAGGUUUGUGAAAAUAUGAAUGAGGAAGAUUCUUGGUUAGCAAUGUGCAGUCGUUUUGAGAUUGCCCUGGUCUAUUGGGAAGGAAGAAAGGUUUCUAUGGCAUCUGACUACCUGCGGCGAAGUUUGGCUGCUUCUAGAAAUGUCGCGUGUGGAAAUCGAGCGUUCGUUUCUCAGAUACAACGUUGUAAAAGAAUGAUGAAAGUUUAAACAAUUUGGCGCCAAUGAGACCACAUUUUUCUU
Galdieria sulphuraria is the source of this 3008-nucleotide messenger RNA. RefSeq lists its product as uncharacterized. The record is from RefSeq and is a predicted model, not a curated record. Gene Ontology annotation, molecular function: protein binding. The transcript is spliced from 6 exons. Bases 21 to 2975 code for a protein of 984 amino acids. NCBI's taxonomy places the organism in Eukaryota, Rhodophyta, Bangiophyceae, Galdieriales, Galdieriaceae.